CCUCUCAUAAAGACAACAUGGGGCGGCAAUUGUGGCAGACUUCGUAAGAAAGUUUACUCUCUGAUCACAGUCAGACCACCGUUUUUAACCGGAGCGGUGAUCCUACUGACUUAUACAAUUGGAUCUACUACUCUUAAACCAAUUUUCAAGGAACUUUUCAUUCGGGACUUGACAGAGAAACCUCUAGAUCAACAAUAAUAUGGGAAAAGAAAAUACCUAUUUGGUCACCGUUUGGAUAAUUCUUGCAAAUAUCUGUGCAUCUUUUUCAAGUACACCAGAACAAACACUUUUUGGUAACAACAACUCUACUGAAUGGCUUGAGGACUACACUGACAUUCUAUCCAAGUUCUCCCUGAGAACCGCUGCGGUACCAGAUGAUGACCUGUGCUAUAUUGUUCCUGGCCAGCCCUUAACCAUCCCAAAGUGUGAAUUCAACUCUGAGACUCAGACGUUCGUGGUUAUUCAUGGAUGGACGGUCACAGGGCUGUUUGAGAGCUGGGUCCCUAAGCUGGUGACAGCGCUGUAUGAGAGGGAGCCCAAGGCCAACGUUAUCGUGGUGGACUGGCUGACCCGGGCCCAGCAGCAUUAUCCUACCUCCGCCGCUUACACCAAGCUGGUGGGCAGAGACGUGGCCAAGUUUGUCAACUGGCUGCAGAAAACACUGGACUACCCCUGGGAGAGGAUACAUCUGCUGGGAUACAGUCUGGGGGCUCAUGUAGCCGGCAUCGCCGGUCUCCUCACCAACCACAAAGUCAGCAGGAUCACAGGUUUGGACCCAGCCGGCCCAACCUUUGAGCACGCUGACACCCAGAGCACCCUGUCCCCUGAUGAUGCUCUCUUCGUGGACGUUCUGCACACCAACACCCGGGGCUCCCCAGACCGCAGCAUCGGCAUCCAGAGACCGGUGGGCCAUGUGGACAUCUACCCCAACGGAGGAACCUUCCAGCCAGGCUGUGACCUUCAGAACACCAUGAUGAUGAUUGCCACCACAGGCAUCCAUAAUAUGGACCAGAUUGUGAAGUGUUCCCACGAGCGCUCCAUCCACCUGUUCAUCGACUCGCUGGUGAACGCAGCAGAGCAUCAGAGCAUGGCCUACCGCUGCAGCUCCAAGGAGGCCUUCAUGAAGGGAAUGUGUCUCAACUGCCGCAAGAACCGUUGCAACAAGGUGGGCUACGGCGUCAACAAGGUCCGCCUGCCCCGGAGCACCAAGAUGUACCUCAAGACCCGCGAGAUGAUGCCCUUCAAACUUUUCCAUUACCAAGUGAAGGUGCAUUUCUUCAGCAGCGAGAAACUGGACUACACUGAGCAGCCCAUGAAAAUCUCUCUGUACGGAACCCAUGAUGAGAAGACAGACAUUCCCUACAUCAUGCCCUUCCUGAACACUAACAGCACCGUGUCCUUCCUGCUGACCACCGACGUGGACAUCGGGGAGCUGCUUAUGGUCAAGCUGCGUUGGGAGAAAGACGCUUACUUCAGCUGGUCUGACUGGUGGGGUAACAGCAACUUCCACAUCCGCAAAAUGCGUGUCAAGGCCGGGGAGACUCAGUCCAAGGUGAUCUUCAGCGCUAAAGAUGGAGAGUUUGCCUACCUCGUCAGAGGAAAAGACGACGCAGUCUUUGUCAAAUCAAAAGAGGACAACAUGAGCCGGAAAGAGAAAACGAUGCACAGACUCAAGAUGCAGGGAAGCCUCUUCAAGAAGAACACUGCAUGAAGCAGCACUUGAAUACAGUCUGGAUGAAGCCAGGGAGAACGUGCUGGAGAGAAGAUAUGGGAUGUUAGUCUCUGACAUGUACUGUUUUCUGCCUUCCAUUCUGUCAUCUCCAUCCCCAAGCACAAUCUAUAUCACUUUGUCCACUGUGCUGGGAGUCAGUUUAUGGGCUUUUUCUUCUAUUAACCGUCAUCAUGGAGUGUUACAAAUGUCAUUCUAAAGUUAUGGUUAUGACUUUGUCUAACAUCGCUACAUUAUCUUUGUAAUCCUUCAUCUGUGUUCAUGUAUACAAAUCACAUCAAUGUAUUUCUAACCCUAUUAGGGUAGUUCCGAUUCAAACUUGUGAUUCAAAGAGAUUGACAUAGCUUCUGCUUUUAGACACAUUCGGUAUGCACACUAUAAUAGUCAUGUCACUAAUGCCAUCAUGCCUAAACCACUAACUGCCACCACCACAGGGACCAAAGAUGGUGAUACUGUCUACUGAGUUGAAUAUUACAGUGAUCUGUGUACAUGGCUUUUCAAUCAGUGUUAUACAGUAUAUAUUUUUUUAUUUAACUAGGCAGGUCAGUUAAGAACAAAUUCUUAUUUUCAAUGACAGCCUAGGAACAGUUCAGGGGCAGAACAACAGAGUUGUACCUUGUCAGCGCGGGGAUUUGAACUUGCAACCUUUCAAUUGCUAGUCCAACGCUCUAACCACUAGGCUACCCUGCCGCCCCAAUAUGAGUUGUUGUAGAUGAAUUCCCUGCUUGUUCUUUGUGUGCAUUUGGUUAUUGUGUUUGGCACGGGUCACUUUAAGGGCGUUAAUCCAUGUCAGUCAAUUUGAUCAUUCAACAACUAGUCAAACUGGAUUGUUGUGUUUAGAUGAAUAUUUAAUUUGCCACUUGACUUGAGAAGAAUAGAGGUCACAAGCAGAAGUUAGCAUUUCCUAAAAACUUCUAUAAAUUCCUUUAUAGGUCAAAAAUGAUGUGGAAACAAUUACCUUAACUCUAUUGGUCAAUCAUGCCCUUUUGAAAGGUCAAACAAAAUGCUACACUAAAUACAGAACAUAUGUGAGCCUUUGCAAACAUUGGUGGACAGCCCUACAUAAUAGCCAUAAUGUUUCAUAUUGUAUUUAUUGAAUGUACCUGUAUAUAUUUGUAUAUUAAGCUGUAAUAUAUUUGGGCAAGUUUCCAUUGCUGUCUUUGUUUUUAUAGCUUUGUGAUUUAACACGUGUGGUUUUGGACAGACUGAUCAAAUUGGUCUCCAUGCCAGCUGAUGAGUACAUUUACAAUUAUGAACUGAAAUGCAGUGCACUGUAUGAAGGAAAAUCAUGAUACUUUAAUAAAAUGACUACAUUAUA
Messenger RNA from Salmo salar (Atlantic salmon), 3047 nucleotides. RefSeq names its product lipoprotein lipase. Gene Ontology annotation, biological process: lipid catabolic process; very-low-density lipoprotein particle remodeling. The record is from RefSeq and is a predicted model, not a curated record. Gene Ontology annotation, molecular function: apolipoprotein binding; lipoprotein lipase activity. Lineage: Eukaryota; Metazoa; Chordata; Actinopteri; Salmoniformes; Salmonidae.